Molecule: messenger RNA, 4207 nt
Organism: Sapajus apella (tufted capuchin)
Lineage: Eukaryota; Metazoa; Chordata; Mammalia; Primates; Cebidae
Gene: NLRP12
Product: NLR family pyrin domain containing 12
Exons: 9
Coding region: 191-3298 (1035 amino acids)
Biological process (GO): cellular response to cytokine stimulus; negative regulation of inflammatory response; negative regulation of canonical NF-kappaB signal transduction
Cellular component (GO): cytoplasm
Molecular function (GO): protein binding
Source: RefSeq, a predicted model, not a curated record
GGAGGGAACUGAAAGGUAAGGAAGCACUAUUUCAGCAAGAGGUCUCUCCUCCCCGUCUCGAUCCUCCAGCCACUGGCACAGCCUCCCCCUGAAAAUGAUGCUGUGGGAGAAGCACUGGAGUUGCCCUGUGUCCCAUGCCUAGGAACAUCUCCACCUCCAGCUCCUCUCCUCUGGGGCUCACGGCAACCCCAUGCUACGCACCGCAGGCAGGGACGGCCUCUGUCGCCUGUCCACCUACUUGGAAGAACUUGAGGCUGUGGAGCUGAAGAAGUUCAAGUUCUACCUGGGGACUGCGACAGAGCUGGGAGAAGGCGGCAGGAUCCCCUGGGGACGCAUGGAGACCGCGGGUCCCCUGGAAAUGGCCCAGCUGCUCAUCACCCACUUCGGGACAGCGGAGGCCUGGAGGCUGGCUCUCAGCAUCUUUGAGUGGAUGAACAGGAGGGACCUGUGGGAGAGAGGACAGAGAGAGGACCUGGUGAGGGAUCCCCAGGAAACCUACAGGGAUUACGUCCGCAGGAAAUUCCGGCUCAUGGAAGACCGCAAUGCGCGCCUAGGGGAAUGUGUCAACCUCAGCCACCGGUACACUCGGCUCCUGCUGGUGAAGGAGCACUCAAACCCCAUGCGGGCCCAGCAGCAGCUUCUGGACACGGGCCGGGAACACGCGAGGACCGUGGGACACCAGACCAGCCCCAUCAAGAUAGAAACCCUCUUUGAGCCAGACGAGGAGCGCCCCGAGCCACCGCGCACCGUGGUCAUGCAAGGGGCGGCGGGGAUAGGCAAGUCCAUGCUGGCUCACAAGGUGAUGCUGGACUGGGCGGACGGGAAGCUCUUCCAAGGCAGGUUUGAUUAUCUCUUCUACAUCAACUGCAGGGAGCUGAACCAGAGUGCCGCGGAACGCAGCAUGCGAGACCUCAUCUCCAGCUGCUGGCCGGAGCCCAGCGCGCCUCUGCGGGAGCUAGUGCGCGUUCCCGAGCGUCUCCUUUUCAUCAUCGACGGCUUCGAUGAGCUCAAGCCCUCUUUCCACGAUCCUCAGGGACCCUGGUGCCUCUGCUGGGAGGAGAAACGGCCCACGGAGCUGCUCCUUAGCAGCUUAAUUCGGAAGAAGCUCCUCUCUGAGCUAUCUCUGCUCAUCACCACGAGGCCCACAGCGUUGGAGAAGCUCCACCGUCUGCUGGAGCACCCCAGGCACGUGGAGAUCCUGGGCUUCUCGGAGGCCGAGAGGAAGGAGUACUUCUACAAGUAUUUUCAAAAUGCAGAGCAGGCAGGCCACGUCUUCAACUACGUGAAGGACAACGAGCCUCUCUUCACCAUGUGCUUCGUGCCCCUGGUGUGCUGGGUGGUCUGCACCUGCCUCCAGCAGCAGCUGGAGAGUGGGGGGCUGCUGAGACAGACAUCCAGGACCACCACUGCGGUGUACAUGCUCUACCUGCUGAGUCUGAUGCAACCCAAGCCCGGGACCCCGCACCUCCAGCCCCCACCCAACCAGAGAGGGUUGUGCUCCCUGGCGGCAGACGGGCUCUGGAAUCAGAAAAUCCUGUUUGAGGAGCAGGACCUCCGCAGGCAUGGCCUGGACGGGGCAGACGUGUCCGCCUUCCUCAACAUGAACAUCUUCCAGAAGGACAUCAACUGUGAGAGGUACUACAGCUUCAUCCACCUGAGCUUCCAGGAAUUCUUCGCAGCUAUGUACUAUCUCCUGGACGAGGGCGAGCGUGCGGCAGGCCCAGAGCAGGACGUGAACAGGCUGUUGGCCGAGUACGAGUUUUCAGAAAGGAGCUUCCUGGCACUCACCAUCCGCUUCCUCUUCGGGCUGCUGAACGAGGAGACCAGGAGCCACCUGGAGAAGGGUCUCUGCUGGAAGGUCUCGCCGCACAUCAAGACGCAGCUGUUGCAGUGGAUCCAGAGCAAAGCGCAGAGCACCGGCUCCACCCUGCAGCAGGGCUCCCUGGAGUUCUUCAGCUGCCUGUACGAGAUCCAGGAGGAGGAGUUUAUCCAGCAGGCCCUCAGCCACUUCCAGGUGAUCGUGGUCAGCAACAUCGCCUCCAUGAUGGAGCACAUGGUCUCCUCGUUCUGCCUGAAGAACUGCAGGAGCGCCCAGGUGCUGCACUUGUAUGGCGCCACAUACAGCGCGGACAGGGAAGACCGGGCUAGGUGCUCUGCAGGGACCCACACGCUGUUGGUGCAGCUACCGGAGAGGACCUUUCUGCUGGAUGCCUACAGUGAACAUCUGGCCUCGGCCCUCUGCACCAAUCCGAACCUGAUUGAGUUGGCUCUGUACCGAAAUGCCCUGGGCAGCCGGGGGGUGAAGCUGCUCUGUCAAGGACUCAGACACCACAACUGCAAACUUCAGAACCUGAGGCUGAAGCGGUGCGGUGUCUCCAGCUCAGCCUGCGAAGACCUCUCUGCAGCUCUCAUAGCCAAUAAGAAUCUAACAAGGCUGGAUCUCAGCGGCAAUGGCAUUGGACUACCAGGCGUGACGCUGCUUUGCGAGGGCCUGCGGCAUCCCCGAUGCAGGCUGCAGAUGAUUCAGUUGAGGAAGUGUCAGCUGGAGUCCGGGGCGUGUCAGGAGAUGGCCUCUGUGCUCAGCACAAACCCACAUCUGGUUGAGCUGGACCUGACAGGAAAUGCCCUGGAGGACUUGGGCCUGAGGUUUCUGUGUCAGGGACUGAGGCACCCAGCCUGCAGACUACGGACUUUGUGGCUGAAGAUCUGCCACCUCACUGCUGCUGCCUGUGAAGGGCUGGCCUCAACACUCAGCGUGAACCAGAGCCUGACGGAGCUGGACCUCAGCCUCAAUGACCUGGGGGACCCCGGGGCACUGCUGCUGUGUGAGGGCCUCAGGCAUCCCACCUGCAAGCUCCAGACCCUCCGGUUGGGCAUUUGCCGGCUGGGUGCUGCCGCCUGUGAGGGUCUUUCUACCGUGCUCCAGGCCAACCACCACCUCCAGGAGCUGGACCUGAGCUUCAACGACCUGGGAGACUGGGGCCUGUGGCUGCUGGCCGAGGGGCUGCAACAUCCCACCUGCAGACUCCGGAAACUGUGGCUGGAUAGCUGUGGCCUCACAGCCAAGGCUUGUAAGAACCUUUACUUCACCCUGGGGAUCAACCAGACCUUGACGGAGCUGUAUCUGACCAACAACGCCCUAGAGGACACAGGUGUCCGACUGCUCUGCAAGCGGCUUAGCCAUCCUGGCUGCAAACUCCGAGUUCUCUGGUUAUUUGGGAUGGACCUGAAUAAAAUGACCCACAGUAGGCUGGCAGCGCUUCGAGUAACAAAACCUUACUUGGACAUUGGCUGCUGAAUGGUCCUGUCUGCUGGCUCCCACUUGAAAUCUGGACAGAGGAAGAUGGGAGUGUGCUCGUCAUUCCCACAGCCUCAUGAUCAGGCUCCUUCCUACAAACUCAUGCAGACUAAGAUCAAAAGUCCCUCUGCUUGGGAUCAAAUUAACGUUUGAUGGCCCCUAACAGGAGAGGUAAAACCCCAACAGGGGGCCAGGUGUGGUGCUCAUGCCUGUAACCCCUGUACUUAAGGUGGGGGGGGACAAGAUGGUUGCUAAAGUCCAGGAGUUCAAGACCAGCCUAAGCCACAUAGCAAGCCUCCACUAUUACGAAUUAGCCAACGUUUCAGCCUGGGUAACACGGUGAAAUUUAUUAGUACAAUUUAUGACCCAGGAGGACACAUGCCUGUAGUCCCAGCUAUUCUGGGAGCUGAGGUGGGAGGAUCGCUUGAGCCCAGGAGGAUGAGGCUGCAGUGAGCUGUAAUUGCACCUCUGCACCCCAGCCUGGGCAACAGAGGAAGAUCUUGAAAAAUGCCCAGUAGGGGGCCUCAGAAGGCCACCCAGCCCUGCAGAGCCCUGGCUGCAUCCGGACCUAGUAAUAUUUGAGCUCUAGGGUAGGUGCCACUGCCAUCUAGUGGACGACGCUAGGAAUGCAUGCCAACAUCCAGCAAGGAAUGCACAGGAACAAAGCGCUUGGUCCAAAGGCAAAUUGUGCCAAGUUGAAGAAAGCCUAUUCUCCAAUGUCACAGGCUAUGUGGGGCAGUUGGCGUUUGGGAAGAGACUGGUAUACAAGCUGACCCUUAGAAUGCUUGUUAUAGCCAGGGGUGGUGGUUCACGCCUCUAAUUCUAGCACCUUGGGAAGCCAAGGCAGGUGGAUUGCCUGAGCUCAGGAGUUCCAGAACACCCUGGGUAACAUGGUGAAACCCUGUCUCU